Molecule: messenger RNA, 4190 nt
Organism: Candoia aspera
Lineage: Eukaryota; Metazoa; Chordata; Lepidosauria; Squamata; Candoiidae
Gene: NGEF
Product: neuronal guanine nucleotide exchange factor
Exons: 16
Coding region: 243-2585 (780 amino acids)
Biological process (GO): activation of GTPase activity
Molecular function (GO): protein binding; guanyl-nucleotide exchange factor activity
Source: RefSeq, a predicted model, not a curated record
CUGAAGGUCAUUGCUGUUCUCGAAAAGGAUUUUUUCAGUCCAGGCCUCAGAACUUCACUGUAAGCUCCCUAAAUCACUUUAAAGAGUGAACAGAAUUUGCAGCCACACGUGAAAAGCUGUUGGUAGAAGAUUUGGGCUGAAAGAGGGAACAACUUACACAGCAAAACUAGCAGGGAGGUCUGAUGGAAUUUACAAAGUUUCCUCAUCUGCUUCUGUGUUAUUAAACAAUACAAUUAGUUGCUAUGGAGACAGAAAAAUUGGAAGAGGUACAACAAUGCUGUGGGAGAUCAGCCCAUGGUAUCCAGAAGGGUAGUCCUCCACAGGCUGUAUCAAGCCUGGACUUGAUCUCUGAUGAUGAUUCUGAGGCAUCUGACAAUAUAACUGAGAAAGAACCAGAGACACAUUAUAUUCCUAUCCGAAGAAAUUCCAUAUAUUAUCGUUCUAUCAGACUUCGAAACAGAAAGAAAGUAAGGAAUAGUAAAGAAGUUCAAGCAGAACGUUUUGAAGGCUCACUCAAAAAUAGUAAUACCAAAAAUGAGCUUCUGAACAAAGAGGAACUAUUGCGUGUAUUUCACAAGAGUCUGUCUCUACACGUAAAGCCGAAAAUGACAGCCACAGAAGAACAAUGGUUUCAAAGGCUGCUCCCUUCCUACCCCGGUUACCGUGGCAACUGCCCGGACUUCCCCGGUCCCGCGUCUGCUGCGGAAUCGCUCCGCAGCAGCAGCAGCAGCAGCAGCCGCCCGCUGCCGGAAUCGCUCCUGCUGCUGCCGUCUUCCUCGCCGCCUAGCAUGGAGCUUCUGGCUGCCGCGCUCAGCGCCGCCUGCGCCCUGGACCACGAAGGAUCCGCCGAGAGCGUGGCCGGAGCCCGCCCAGCUGGCAGUGAAUCCCCUUCCAUGGCGGGGCCAACUUCUUUUCCGGAAGAGACCCCUGAGCAGGCUGACUGCCCGGCUGCCUUCCCCGAAGCGCUGCAGAUGAUUCACCCCAUGACCACAGACUCUUGGAAGAACUUCAUUGAGCAAAUAGGUCUCUUGUAUCAAGAAUAUCGGGAUAAAUCCACGCGUCAUGAGAUUGAAACUAGGCGGCUGCAGGAUUCUCAGACAGAUACAGAAGAGGGCUCAGCUGCUGAAGAGUCACCAACAGAAACUGCAACUGCAAAUGUGUUAGAAAGCAAGACUGUCCCCCAGAUUAACUUGCUCAGGAAUUCCACAUCUAGGUUUAAUUUAUGGCAAGAUCUUCCAGAAGUCAGAAGCAGUGGUGUUCUGAAUAUUCUCCAGCCAGAUGAAAUCAAGCUUCAAGAGGCUAUGUUUGAACUGGUCACUUCAGAAGCCUCAUACUACAAAAGUCUGAAUUUAUUGAUCAAUCAUUUCAUGGAAGAUGAGCGGUUGAAAAAGAUUUUGCAUCCUUCAGAGGCUCACAUCCUCUUCUCCAAUGUCCUGGAUGUCAUGGCAGUCAGUGAGCGAUUCCUCUUAGAUCUUGAGAAGCGGGUAGAAGAGAACAUUAUAAUCUCUGAUGUCUGUGACAUUGUCUACCAGCACACUAUCAGCCACUUCUCAGUAUAUGUAACUUAUGUGUCUAACCAGACCUACCAGGAAAGAGCUUACAAGCAACUUCUCCAAGACAAGCCAGCUUUCCGGGAGGUGAUCUCACAAUUGGAACUGGAUCCAAAAUGCAAAGGCCUGCCUUUCUCAUCAUUCUUGAUUUUGCCUUUUCAAAGAAUUACUAGGCUGAAGCUGCUGGUACAGAAUAUCUUGAAGAAAGUGGAAGAAAAAUCUGAACGUGAAAUCACUGCCCUUGAGGCUCACAAGGAACUGGAAAUAGUGGUGAAAGCAUGUAAUGAAGGUGUUAGAAAGAUGAGCCGCACAGAACAGAUGAUCAGCAUCCAGAAGAAAUUAGAAUUUAAGAUCAAGUCUGUGCCCAUCAUCUCUCAUUCCCGCUGGCUGCUAAAGCAGGGAGAACUUCAGCAGAUGAAUGGCCCUAAAACAUCCCGUACGCUACGUACAAAGAAACUCUUUAGAGAAAUCUACUUGUUCCUUUUCAACGAUUUGCUAGUACUGUGCAGACAAAUUGCUGGUGACAAAUACCAAGUAUUUGAUUCUGCUCCUCGAGGGCUUCUUCGAGUGGAAGAGUUGGAGGACCAAGGACAGAGCUUGGCCAAUGUAUUUAUUUUGAGGCUGUUAGAAAAUGCAGAUGACCGUGAAGUCAGCUAUAUGUUGAAGGCAUUAUCCCAAAGUGAAAUGAAACGCUGGAUGAUUUUGCUGGCUCCAAAUCGACGAACCAAGUUUGUUUCCUUCACAUCCAGGCUUAUGGAUUGCCCUCAAGUACAAUGUGUCCAUCCUUAUGUGGCCCAGCAGCCGGACGAGCUUUCACUGGAAUUGGCUGAUGUCCUGAACAUUCUGGAAAAGACAGAUGAUGGCUGGAUAUUUGGGGAACGUUUGCAUGAUCAAGAAAGAGGUUGGUUCCCCAGUUCUAUGGGUGAAGAGAUUAUGAAUCCCAAGAUUCGAUCUCAAAAUUUAAAGGAAUGUUUCCGAGUGCACAAAUCCGAUGACAGUCAGCGGAGGAAGAUGAGCAGCAGGAAUAGACAAUGAUCAUUGCUUAGUCAUCUGUUCUUCAGAAGCUACUUAUGGCAGAGACUGAGACAAUGAAAUGUAGUGCUUGAGAGAAUGCAUAUGAAUCAUCUUUUGGCAAGUGAAUCCUUUCACCUAUGAACUAUUGGGCUUCCUUGCAUUCUCAUUACAAGCUGGAUAGCAUUUCUGAAGACAGACUGAAAAGAAGUGAGGCUGUCAUGGGCCUGUACAAAUGUAGAAGCUGUAAAUGUCUUUCCUAAUGUACUGCAAACUCUGAAGAUUGUAAAUUUGUUAACUCUGCAUGGUGAGGAAACUGAUCACUCAAGCAACUGGGAAAACUAUGUCAAAGUCCAUAAACCUAACAACCUGGUUCUUUAGCAUUCCAUCCAGUGGUACAAAAAAGCGCAGCAUUUGAUUUUCUUAUGGAAAGAUAAUGAAGUUGUGGACACACUACAACUUUGAAAAGCUAUAUUAUAAAGUGUCAGCUUCCAUAUUUCUAUACUCAGGAAGUUUCUUCUAGGAAUUGAGUUUGAACAGCUCAUGUGAUAAACCAGUUUCUUUUUGGGUUUUGGAGAGAGAUGGGGGGGGGGUAACAAAGUGAUUAGAAAUUACAAUGUUAUGUAGUUAAAAUGUACCACAGUAUUUAUUUACCUGGGUCCCUGGGUUAUGAACUUCCAAUUUCUAGAAGGUAAUACUGAAGCAUGCAAGCUACGUUUUCUAAAAUAAGAGUCAGUUGGUUGCAGAGGCACAAAUGGGAACUCAGGUUACCAUUUUAUUUUGCUUUGUAGCCUACACUUCUCAAAAUGAUGUAUGCCAAACCACAUUAAUUGACUCUCAAUAUCAGCCCUGCAUAUUCUAUUUUAUAAGAACCAUUACUCCCUGUAAUCACUAACUGCACUUAUCUAAAUAUAAUUAUCUAAAUAUAAUUAUCUCAUAUACCUACCACUGGCAACUACAGAUAGCAUAGCUGUGUUGAGCAGUGGUGCCAGAAUGGAGAGUGAAUUUAGGGUUUUGUCCUAAGCAAAUGCUGCACUAAACUCUAUAGGAGAAUGAGACAAUAUCCCAUGAAGAGAUUUCUCUGCUUGAGUCUCUUGCACAUACUUAAGUAUUUGCAUAUGUUGAAAAAGAAGUAAAAGAAGAGCAGGGAAGAGUAUGUUUUCACAGUCAAAUAAGCUAUUCAUAACAUUUCACAAAGGUGCAUCAUCUGAGAAGCUUAGAUAACUCAUUCAAAGUCAGAACAACCAAGUUCUGUAUCUUGCUCCUUUGUUCUGCUGUUAUAUAUAGAUAACAGCCAAUGCCCAUGCAAAGAAAUUCAGUGGGGGGAUGCUUGAGACAAAAGAGGGAUGUUUGUAUUAAAUGUCUCCAAAGUUGUAUCAAACUAACAGAAAUGUGUUUGCACAUUUGUUGUGCACUCUUAGCAAAGUGCAUGAAGUCUGUACUUUAAACCUGUGUACAGGAAAGCCUUGAGCCAGAAAAACAAGAAAUGUCUUCUCAUUUAAUACAGAGCCAUAACCAGCAUCAAAAUCCUUCUAACUUUGGAAAAGCCACAUGGGCAGCUGUGGGCCCAAGCCUAAUAGAUUAAAAGAUUGUAAAGCACUUUGCAUAUUAAAUGUGUUAUAGAAGCAA